Molecule: messenger RNA, 1638 nt
Organism: Biomphalaria glabrata
Lineage: Eukaryota; Metazoa; Mollusca; Gastropoda; Planorbidae
Product: high mobility group protein B3-like
Biological process (GO): regulation of transcription by RNA polymerase II
Molecular function (GO): DNA binding, bending
Source: RefSeq, marked provisional
GGUCGUCCAAAGGGUUCACUUGGAAAAAACAGCAAAAAGAAGGUCAAGGAUGUUAACAAGCCCAAACGUGCAACAUCUGCAUAUUUCUUUUUCCUGGCCCAGUGUCGUAAAGAAGCAGCCAAGGCAGGAAAGGCCCCAACAAAGAUUGCAGAGUUUACCAAAGAAGCAUCAGAAAAAUGGAAAGCUCUUAGUGCAGAUAAGAAAAAGCCUUUUGAGGCUGCAGCUGCAGAUGACAAGAGGAGAUAUGAGACUGAGAUGGCGGUAUACAAAGGAAAGUCAGUUGAUCCCAACAAACCAAAAAGGCCACCAACAGCUUACUUCCUGUUUUUGGCAGACUAUAGAAUUAGGAUGGCUAACAAGGGUAUUGAACACAAGGAACUUUUGAAAAUGGCUGGUGAAGAAUGGAGGUCACUCAGUAAUGAAGAUAAAAAGCCCUAUGAAAAGAAAGCUCUUGAGGAAUCAAAAAAAUAUGAAUCAGCAAUGACAGAAUACAGAAAGACUGGUGGAGCAAGUGGUGGUCCAGCUGCCAAGAAAGCUAAAGUUGUGGAGGAAGAAGAGGAUGAUGAUGAUGAGGAGGAUGAAGAUGAUGAUGAGGAUGAUGAUGAAAACCUUGUGACAACAGUUCCUGUAAAUACUUUUUAACACUCACAUGCUAUAUAUUUACAUCUCUAUUACAUAACAUGAUCAGAACUUUUCCUUACCUUGGAAGGAUCUAGUAAUAUACCAAUUUAUGUGUAGAAAGAUCUGACCUCACAUUUAAAGUUUAACUGUACACUUAAUGAGGAAAUUAGUUUUCAAACAGUUACUCUGUUUUAGCACCAUGCAGACUAGUUGUUGGUUCAAAUAAUGUAUUUUCUCAUUGUUUGUUAUCAACACUGAUUUUUUGGUUAACUGACAACUUAAAUGCGACAGUCGCAAGUUUUAUUUCUCAGGGAUAAUUAUGCCUGCACAUGGCCUCCCUGCCUUUCAUUUUCAGAAGUGGUUUAACACAAGACUGUUUGCUAAGUUGUAGUGAAAGUAACUUAGUUUAAUGAGAUCUUGUUUUUAAGAACAAGACAUUUAAUUUUAUAGCGUUUUGUUAAAUUUUUAAUUCUUUAAGCCACCCCUUGACUUUUACGCAUGUAUUAAGUCUUACCUUUACUUUUAAUUAUACUUUUUAGUAUGAUUUUUUCCAAUAUGAAAUUUUGUUGAUUCCAAAUUUGUUUUGUUUUCAUUAGAUUUGGGGUGGUUAUCAGCAUAUACAUUUUUUAAAGAAAAUUUUGGAAUGAAUGAGUGGUUGAUUUACACUUUUUUUUUUCUUUAUGUUCGAUGCCAUCUUGUGUGUUCGUAUUUGUCUCAUUACAUUUACUGGAGAACUAUCGUUUGAUCAUGACCCUCAUCGUACUUCAUCUUUAUAAUGUAGCAUUUGUGUCCUGGCGUCUCACACACAAUCUUUGGUAUUAGCAAUUUAACAUAAAUGUUUACCGUUGCCAUUGUAUUUGUGUAUAGCAUAGAAACAUGAACAAAAAAAAUCCUUGGUUCAAACAUUUUGUCUGUUCAUUAUGUAAUCUCAUGUCUCAGUGUACAUUUUUUUUUUCUAUCAUCACUGUUAAUAAUUCGAUGUCUAUGAAAAUUGUGUUGUAAUAAAAAUGAAAGUAU